Molecule: messenger RNA, 1260 nt
Organism: Uncinocarpus reesii 1704
Lineage: Eukaryota; Fungi; Ascomycota; Eurotiomycetes; Onygenales; Onygenaceae
Exons: 4
Coding region: 1-1260 (419 amino acids)
Source: RefSeq, a predicted model, not a curated record
AUGUCGAGCAGCAAUGGCAUCCUCGCAGAGCCGAAGCAAACCUAUCGAGAACUCUUCCUCACGGCUCUCAGAGGACAACGAACCUUGUUGGGACUAAUCGUUCUGACCCUCUUGAACGUGCUCAUCUUUAUGAAUGUGCUCUACCAGCGAAAUGCGGCGGUUGGAAUAUCACAUAAUAGAGGUCCCAUGCGCCAUGCGGAAGACAGGAACCCCAUUCACACGAGCUUGGUUAAACCGGAGAAUAUAACUAUAUCUGGUCUUGUGUUCUUCGGACGGAAAGAUAGGGUGGAGUCGAUGCAUUGCUAUCUGGAGAGGAACAUGGUGGAUAACGGCGGGUGGCUAGACGAAGUACUCUGGGUUGUGAAUACGGAAAAUAAGAACGAUCUUGCAUACUUGAAUAAAAUACUUUCCAGUUCGCCGCAGCGAUAUAAGAAACUGGACCUUGGGAGAAAAGUGAAGGGUCCAGAAUUUCGGCAGAUUUGGAAACAUUUAGACAAGGGCAAAAUGUACGUCAAAGUUGAUGACGAUGUUGUUUGGCUAGCCGACGAUGCGAUUCCUAUAAUAGUGGACCGCAAAAUCAGAAAUCCCGAUGAUUUUGCCGUAUCUGCGAAUAUAAUCAACAAUCCCCCCCUGUCUUUCAUGCACUAUCAUUUCGGUGCAUUGCACCCUUACUUCCCUGAGUUAGAUGAGAAUGGAAACGCAACCAAGAAGGUUAGCUCAAACAAAGCCUGGAGACCCUCAGAGCAUCCGCAUUGGGACGGGCCUCCUAGUUUCACAUGGGCAAUGGAUGCAAAACCGCCAGCAAAAGGCCAUCGCUGGCUUCGUGUUGAGGAUGACAAGGCCAUUGCUCGCACACCGGUAUCAAAGCUGAAAUACGAAGUGUGGGGUGAUACGUAUACCAGCUGGGCUAUUGCUGCCCAACAGCAUUACUCGUUCCUUGAGAAUCUGGAGUCAGACAAUUUGGAUGUUUACAAGUUCAAUCGUCCUUGGAAUAUGGACAACGAACGCAUAAGGAUUAAUGUGCUGGCCGUUAUGGCAGAUGAUAUCUUGGAUAGCGAUAUUGACAGUUGGCCAAAGGAGAGGAGUGAUGAGGAGAUGAUAGUCAUGGAGCUACCAAAGAAGUAUCUGAGACCGGUCAAUGUUAUUGGCACCGCGCUCGCCGCCCAUUUCAAUUUUCAACAUCAGCCUGAUGUUGCGCAGACGGAUUUACUCGCUCGAUAUCGAGCUUUGGCGCUUGAGCAAGCCUGUCUAUCCAGAUGA